UCAGGCUGGAAAGGAGAGAGGCCUACAACAGUCACCCAAGCACGGGCCACUUGGUGUGUUCAGGCCAGGAUUGUUAGGAGGAGGAGGCCAGAAGAGGCAGAGAACAUAUGAGAGCUGGCCAAAAUCUCCUCCUAAUGAAUCCGGAAGAAGAAAGGAAGGUUGAAGAGAAACAGAAGGAAUCCAUAUAUUCAGGGAACGAUCAGGAGUCUAAGAAAACGGAGUCUGAGAGAGAGAAGUUGUUAGAGGAAGAAGAGUCUGCAAAAGAGAAAGGGAUAGAAAAGCAGAAGGAGUCUGAUGGAAUUAAGUCUGAGGAGAAAGAGAAGGGGUCUGAAGAAAAGGAGAAGUCGGGGGAAAAAGAGGACUCUAAAACAAAUGGUUUGGGGCAAGCUGAAGAGUCUGAGGACGUGAACAAGACUAGAGAAGCAAAGGAGUCUGAGGUUGAGAAGCCACAUGGGGAAAAGCCAGGGGAAAAACCCGGAAAAUUAUUUUCUGGGCAAAAAGAAGAAGAUGGUGAUGUGUCCAAAGACAACAAGAUUCCAGGAAACACAAACGAUUCUGAUACAGAGAAGUCUAAUGAAAAAGAGGAAUCGGAGCAAGCUGAAAAAUCUGAUGAAGAGAACAAGUCUGGAGAUUCAAAGGAGUCUGAGGUAGAGAAGCCAAACGGGGAAAAACCCGGAAAACCAGAAUUAUUGUCCGUGCCAAAAGAAAAAGAUGUGUCCAAAGAGAACAAGAUUCCAGGAAAACCUGAGGAUUCUGUUGGAGAGGAGUCUGAUGAAAAAGAGGAAUCAGAGCAAGCUGAAGAGUCUGAGGAAGAGAACACGUCUGAAAAAGCAAAUGAGUCUGAGGGAGAGAAGCCAGAUGGGGAAAAACCCGGAAAACCAGAAUUAAUUUCCGUGCCAAAAGAAAAAGAUGUGUCCAAAGAGAACAAGAUUCCAGGAAAACCUGAGGAUUCUGUUGGAGAGGAAUCUGAUGAAAAAGAUGAAUCAGAGCAAGCUGAAGAUUCUGAGGAAGAGAACACGUCUGAAGAAGCAAAGGAGUCUGAGGGAGAGAAGCCAGAUGGGGAAAAACCCGGAAAACCAGAAUUAUUUUCCGUGCCAAAAGAAAAAGAUGUGUCCAAAGAGAACAAGAUUCCAGGAAAACCUGAAGAUUCUGUUGGAGAGGAGUCUGAUGAAAAAGAUGAAUCGGAGCAAGCUGAAGAGUCUGAGGAAGAGAACACGUCUGAAGAAGCAACGGAGUCUGAGGGAGAUAAGCCAGAUGGGGAAAAACCCGGAAAACCAGAAUUAUUUUCCGUGCCAAAAGAAAAAGAUGUGUCCAAAGAGAACAAGAUUCCAGGAAAACCUGAGGAUUCUGUUGGAGAGGAAUCUGAUGAAAAAGAUGAAUCAGAGCAAGCUGAAGAUUCUGAGGAAGAGAACACGUCUGAAGAAGCAAAGGAGUCUGAGGGAGAGAAGCCAGAUGGGGAAAAACCCGGAAAACCAGAAUUAUUUUCCGUGCCAAAAGAAAAAGAUGUGUCCAAAGAGAACAAGAUUCCAGGAAAACCUGAAGAUUCUGUUGGAGAGGAGUCUGAUGAAAAAGAUGAAUCGGAGCAAGCUGAAGAGUCUGAGGAAGAGAACAAGUCUGAAGAAGCAACGGAGUCUGAGGGAGAUAAGCCAGAUGGGGAAAAACCCGGAAAACCAGAAUUAUUUUCCGUGCCAAAAGAAAAAGAUGUGUCCAAAGAGAACAAGAUUCCAGAAAAACCUGAAGAUUCUGUUGGAGAGGAGUCUGAUGAAAAAGAGGAAUCUGAGCAAGCUGAAGAGUCUGAGGAAGAGAAAAAGUCUGGAGAAGGAAAGGAGUCUGAGGGAGAGAAGCCACAGAAGGAAAAACCAGGAUUAUUUUCCAGGCCAAAAGAAGAGAACAAUAUUCCAGGAAACACCAGUGGCGCCAAUAAUUACUCUCAUGAAAAGGAUGACAAGGACUGUCUGCAUGGUUUAAAGUUCUUGGGCAGGAUCCAGAAAUUAUACUUCUUUGCAAAUGAUGCAAGCCAUGAGGAACCACAACUUCCUUAAGUGAGUGACGUACAUGGUGCCUCAUUCCCAAAUGUGUGACAACAUCUACACGUGACCUGCAAGAGAGAAACCACCACAGAUUCCUCACCCCAGUGCUGCAGUGCCUGUGUAUUACACUUGUAUCACACCGCUGCUAAUGUACCUGUGUAUUACACCUGCAUCACACCGCUGCUAAUGUACCUGUGUAUUACACCUGCAUCACACCGCUGCUAAUGUUACCUGUGCAUUACACCUGCAUCACACCGCUGCUAAUGUUACCUGUGCAUUACACCUGCAUCACACCGCUGCUAAUGUACCUGUGUAUUACACCUGCAUCACACCGCUGCUAAUGAACCUGUGUAUUACACCUGCAUCACACCGCUGCUAAUCUACCUGUGUAUUACACCUGCAUCACACCACUGCUAAUGUAUCUGUGUAUUACACCUUUAUAUAGGGCUGAAACAACUAAUCAAUACAAUCAAUAAUAAUCAUUAAUAAAAAUCGUUGUCAAUGAUUUUCAUUAUCGAUUAGUUGCGGUGUGUGCAAAUAAGAAGUCCUUUUUGCAAUUUACAC
Bombina bombina (fire-bellied toad) is the source of this 2594-nucleotide messenger RNA. Its product is annotated as cilia- and flagella-associated protein 251-like. The transcript is spliced from 14 exons. The coding region runs from base 108 to 2042 and encodes 644 amino acids. NCBI's taxonomy places the organism in Eukaryota, Metazoa, Chordata, Amphibia, Anura, Bombinatoridae. The record is from RefSeq and is a predicted model, not a curated record.